AGGGAAGAAGAGGCGUUUUAUUCCUACAAUAAAAAAUCUUUUUCCAGUGUACAAUUCAUUUUUUGUUGUAAUUCACACAAAAUAAUCUGAAAAUAGUCUCAAGAUUAAAUUUUUUUUUUCUUUCAUUCCAAAAUGCUUAUUACUUUUAUAAACAAAAAAAUACAUCCGAAUCAUAUAACUUUGUAACAUCACCGAUAUCCGAUUUCUUCUCAAAAUUACAUUUGUAUUAUUUUGAAAAAUAAAAUAAAUUCCAAUUCUAAAAUGGGAAGAAUUGUAAAAUUAUUCGUAUCUCUUCUAUGGCUAUGGGCAUAUACCCUCAUAUCCUCAGCGGAACUUAGACCUCAAAAUAGGCUAUGUUAUUUACCCAAAGAUAUGGGUAGGUGCCGAAAUUUUACGGUCAAAUGGUAUUAUGACAAAGAGGCCGCUAUUUGCAACCGAUUUUGGUACGGGGGGUGCGAAGGCAAUCAAAACAUAUUUGAAAAUCAGGAAGAAUGCCAAACGACUUGUAUAAUGAGCCAGGUGGCCGCAGAAGGCUCCAUAAUUGAUAUAAAUCCCUGUUUGCAAAAUCAGGAUGCCGGACCUUGCUCCAAUUAUACGCUUAAAUGGCACUACAAUCAAGUGAAUCAAAGAUGUCGUCAAUUUUAUUAUGGGGGAUGUGUUGGGAACAAGAAUAACUUUGAUAAUGAAUACGAAUGUCAAAGGGCCUGUAUUCAAAUUAAACAAGACGUUGGACAUCAUACACCUGUCAUAGGACCACCCCCACCAAAAGUCACGCAAGCUCCAACUGUAGAAAUGGAUAGUUUUGUAUGUGAUCUCAAAACGGAAGCAGGCCCAUGCAGAGACUUUUCCAUCAAAUGGACCUUCGAUUCAGGAACAGAAUCCUGCCGCAGAUUUUAUUAUGGUGGUUGUAAAGGCAAUGACAAUCGAUUUGAUACAGAAGAACACUGCAAAAAUGCUUGCUCCUUGCCAAUUAAAUAUGUGCAAAGAAGACAAGAACAGGAAAAUGUGGUCUGUAACCUUGCUUUAAAAUCUGGGACUUGCAACGAAGUUCACUUAAGGUAUUAUUACAACAGUUAUCGUCAAAAAUGCCAGGCUUUCAAGUACACCGGGUGUGAUAAAAACGAAAAUCAUUUCUUAUCCAGAGUAGAAUGUGAACGUAAGUGUGGAACCUUCAAAGAUCAAGAUGUUUGCCAAAUGUCAUCUGACCCAGGAAAAUGUCAUUUAUCUAUGGAGAUGUGGUACUAUGAGAGAAAUGUCAAAGAUUGCAAAAAAUUUUAUUUUACUGGAUGUCAUGGUAACGGAAACAUAUUUUUUAGCCAAAAAGAAUGCUUAGAGUAUUGCAAUCCUACCCUAAGCUCUGAAAUCAAAGGAGAGAUGAACGAUAACAAAACUAACCAAGGAAUAGAGGAAAACUACAUCAAACGCAAACGCGAAAUCCGAUUUUAGAUAUCAUACCAUAUGAAACAAAUAUAUAUUUUGUAACUCAAAUUCCAAUCCCAAUUCAAGUCAAAAUAUAUAUUCUUUAAAAUAUUCUCCCUUUUGUAUUUGUAAAAUCUAAGAAACAAACCCGAAAAUACUUUGUGUUUGUAACAAGCUAAUUUCUAACUUUUUAGAUAUUAUAUUAA
Molecule: messenger RNA, 1625 nt
Organism: Gordionus sp. m RMFG-2023
Lineage: Eukaryota; Metazoa; Nematomorpha; Gordioida; Chordodea; Parachordodidae
Product: papilin-like
Exons: 8
Coding region: 262-1446 (394 amino acids)
Molecular function (GO): serine-type endopeptidase inhibitor activity
Source: RefSeq, a predicted model, not a curated record